GGCGGAUAUCGGAUUGGCGAUGAGGUGCCCGGGCACAUGCCCACGGCAGCUCGAGUCCAGGAUCGGGACAUUCAUGUGCUGCCAGACGGCCAGGGCCUGUUCGUGGAGCUGGUGCCGCCAGCCGCCCUCGAGACCUUCUUGCGGAAGGCGGUGGAUGCGGAUGCCAGGAUCUUGCCCAUUGUUCGAGAUGCGCAGGGUCGCCGCGACGUCCCGUGGCACAAGAUGGUAGAGAUGACCCGCCAGGAGGACUUCGGCUCGGACUGGACGCUGCCGGGCCCGAGGACGGCGGCGCGUUGCAUGAGCUACCUGCAGCGGGAGGGCCUCGGCAUAGAGGGCCAUCACGAGCACUUCAGGCAGAUCUGCAGACUCGCCGCCACGGAUUGGGGAGUUCAGGAACACUACCAGCUGUGCCAGCAUAUCAAGGCGGCAACCUGCCAGGAUGAAUUCGCCCACUGGGACAAGGCCAAAGACGCCGAGAGCAAAGGCGUUGGUGGCAAGAUGAGUCUGGAGGAGCAGGCCGCCUUUUCUGGGGUCUCACGCUCGACUUCGUCGGUGGUGGUAUCUCCAGAGUUGAUCGAGCAUGUCCGCGGCGACGACGUCCACGACACUGGCAGGCGUCGGCCCCGGGGCAUCUUGCCACUGCCCUACCCCUCGUUCAGAGAGCCGCUGGAUAAGGCUUCGGUCAAGGAGCUCGCCAGAGGUACGAGGCAAAGGAUUGGGCGAAGGCUUGGUGUCUGCAACGAUGUCUAUGGAUGCGUGGACGCCCUCAAUUGGCUUCAUGACCCGUCCCUCCGUUGUGGUCGUGACCGUUUUGCACGAUACGUUGGGCCGCCACUCGCCCAGAGCCAGUGCUUGGCCCACAUCUCGGAGUCGGUGCGCAACCUUGGUCCGCCGCCGUCGACUCUUUCUCCCGCAGAAGCGCUGGUGCAGAAGCGCGUGGCCGGGGGUGCCUACAGUGUCGAGCAGUCGCCCCUCGGGAGCUACGACCCCGCGCUCCUCUCCUUGCCUGACGUCAGCACCGCCCCUGUGCCGCUGGCCGACGUGCGGGGGGAGGGCGGGCAAGCCGAGGUCGAACAGUUCGUUCUGCAGAGCUUGUUGGAUCCGAGCGAGGCCGAGGCCAGGCUGAGGCAGAGCUCUAUACCUGCUCCCUACUCUGACCCUCUUCUACGUGAUCAGCGGAGCUGGUCCAGUUUUGUUCAGUUGCUGUAUGAGCGGCACCUAGUCGACUUCAGCUUGGAGGACGGCGUUCGAGCCGAGAUGUUCUUUGUGAAAAAAAAAGGAGGCCGCCUUCGCAUGGUGGCGGACUGCCGCCGCUCCAACGAGGUGUUCACCGAGCCCCUGGGCGCGCGGCUCGCGACGGGCGACGCCUUCGGUAUGCUGGAGAUGGCGGCGGACGACUCUCUCCUGACAGUGGAGGGUGCCGACCUGAAGGGCGCCUUCUACCACCUUGAGCUCCCCGAGCAGCUCCGUCCGUGUUUCAGCCUGCGACCCGUGCGCGCUGGCGCCCUGGGCAUCAAGGAGGUCGGCGGUGUCGCCGUCGGGGCCUCCACCAAGCUCUACCCGCGCCUCAGGGUCGCGCCCAUGGGUUGGUCCUGGGCAAUGUGGUGGUGUCAGUCGGUGAUGGAGCGAGUGGCAGAAGCAGCAGGCUGCGGUGAUGACGCACGACUUCGAGAUGGCAGACCUGCUCCCUCUUUGGACCCAUCGUGUCACCUUGAGUACGUCGACAACUUCGUGAGCAUUGGCUACGGCGCGGAGGCGGUUCGGUCCGCUGUGACUCGUGUCAUGACGGAGCUCAAGCGCCGAGGUCUGGUGGUGACCAGGGGGGGGCACCUCGGUGACAGCGAGGGCGAGUUUGCAGUGCUGGGUUGGUCCAUCACUGCGGCUGGGCGUCUCUCGGCGUCUGCUUCGGGAUUGUGGAGGGCGCGGCUAGCGGUGCGUGGUCUUCUGCGGCGUGGCCGGGCCAGUGGUCGCGAUCUCGAGCGCGUGCUGGGCCACAUCAUCUUCGUCGCUCUCGCUCGGCGUGAGGGCUUGAGCAUCUUCGAGGCGAGUUUCCGCUUUGUCCAGAAGUGCUGCCACCAGCAGGUGCCGCUCUGGUCUCAGGUCAGGCAGGAGCUCAUGGCCUGGGAUGGCGUUGCUCCUUUGCUAUGGCGCGAUCUCCGUGCUCAGUGGUCGCGCUCCGUCGGCUGCGUAGACGCCUCCCCUUGGGGGUUGGGCGCCUGCGAGGCUGAUUGGGAUGUCGGCGCUGUUCGGGAGGUUGGUCGUCAUAGCGAGCGGUGGCGCUAUGGCAGGGCUGAGCGCUUGCCUCCUCGUCGCCGGGCCCUUGCCGCUGAAUGUGCCGCUGACGGGGUCGCAGCCUGUGACCUAGGGGUCGUAGCGGCCCAGCUCGAUCCUGGCUGUCCGGCGGAGGACAGCCAGCCCGUCGGCCCGCCUGUGGAGCGCGACCUGCUCGCUUUCCCCGAGGGGGACGCCCGCGAGCGACCAGCCGCGGCCGCGAGCUCGCCGCCGGCGGGGGCUUCCCUGGUCCGUGGGGUGCGCAAGGCUGGCUUGCAGUCGCCGAAGCUGCCAGUGCCCCAGGCGUCGCCCGCGAGCCGCCAGGGCUCGAGCGGUGGUCCCACGCCGCAGCAGCGGGCUCGGCUGAUUCAGCCGCCAGCGGGCAUGCCAGUGCUCAACGCAGCAUCCGUGCGCACGGCGUCGGGGCGUCAGGCUUACCUCUCGAUGCUGGUGGGUUUCGACAACUGGACGAGACAGCAUCGACGGGCCACGCAGGAGCCUGCUCAGAUGGACCGAGCGGUCCGCGACUACAUCAGCCAUCUCUUCGAGCUGGGGUAUCACCAGACCUACGCCAACCGCGUGAUAGCGGCGGUGGCGUGGCGCGAUCCGCGCUAUGCCAGAACGGGCCAGUUCGAGCUGCCGCUGUCCAAGCAAGCCGCCAAGGGGUGGCGCGACCUGGCCCCAGCUCGCAGCCGAAUGGCCCUUCCGUACGAGGUCGUCGCCAUGGUGGUCAACUACGUGUCCCAUCAGCGCGGCACCCCGGAGGCGCUCGCGAUCUGGCUCCUCUUCGAGAUCUACGGCCGCCCAGGCGAGAUCCACGGGCUUCGCCUGCAGGAUGCGGUGCCGCCGGCGCCUUCCGCGUCAGGGGCUCACCGCUACACCUCGGUGACGCUCCACGCGCAGGAGAUAGGCGACGUCUCGAAGACGGGGGAGCUCGACGCGGCGAUCCGUCUCGACCUCGAGCGCCAGGCAGGCCUGGCUGCGGGACUGCUGGCGAUGGCCGCCGCGCGGCGCCGCGCGGGAGCGCCGCCCUGGGCGCCGCUGUUUGCAGUCGACCAGCGCAGUGUGGCCAACGCAUGGCGCGGGGCUGUCACCGCCCUCGGCCUCCGGAAGCUGGGCGCCUGCCACGUCUACCAGCUCCGCCACUCAGGCCCAAGCCACGACUACGCAGCAGGGCUGCGCGACCUGGAGCAGAUCAGGCGGCGCGGGCGCUGGAAGAGCUGGAGCUCAGUCCGCAGGUGCGAAAAAGGAGGCCGCCUGACCGAGCAGCUGCACAAAUUUGGAGGGCCGCAGCGAGAGCACGCGGAGGCCUGCGCGCGCUUGCUGAGCCGUGCGUCGCGUGGCCUGCCCUCAGCGUUGGUGCCA
This is a messenger RNA of Prorocentrum cordatum, 3636 nucleotides long. NCBI's taxonomy places the organism in Eukaryota, Dinophyceae, Prorocentrales, Prorocentraceae. The record is from the annotation of a GenBank genome assembly.